AUGACCAACAUUUCAGCAAACGUUCGUAAUUAUUUCAAAAUAGAACUCUUAGUCGCGCGUUCAUGCCCCCUACUUCGUCAAUUAUUUAGAAAUCGCUAUGCUAUGUCCAACAAUGGUAAUGUAUGGGAUGAUUCGGCUGUUUGUGGAAAGAACUACUUGAUCAAUACCAUCAAAAAUAAUAAAAAGUUCACUUUUACAGCACUGCAGGAGGCAGCGAUUACCGCUGGAGAUUCCAAUAUAUGGNUUCGAAAUUAUUUCAAAAUAGAACUCUUAGUUGCGCGUUCAUGCCCUCUACUUCGUCAAUUAUUUAGAAAUCGCUAUGCCAUGUUCAACAACGGCAAUGAAUGGGAUGAUUCGGCUGUUUGUGGAAAGAACUACUUGAUCAAUACCAUCAAAAAUAAUAAAAAGUUCACUUUUACAGCACUGCAGGAGGCAGCGAUUACCGCUGGAGAUUCCAAUAUAUGGGAUUUUUCAAUGUUGGCAGCACUGCUAUUAAAUAUUGAUCGUCCAACAACACUCAGUAUUACUCAGGUGCAACAACUUGACAGUGAAGAUUCCCUACUGGCGAGCUUGCGAACUAUCCGGAAUGAGCUAGCUCAUAUUGCGUCGAAAUCGAUCACUGAUGCAGAGUUCAAUGAACUCUGGUCCAAGUUAUCGAAUAUAUUGGUAGCAUUCGGUGAUGUUCCAAGCGAAUUCAGUAAAUUAAAGGAUGAUAAUGUAUUCAGCAAAAGCCCCGAGCCGAUAAAUGAGGAGAACGUGAAGGAAGCACUACGAUUAAAUUCAUUAGCGACUCAAGCUCACAAGAAUGUGAAGUUCUCUAAUGCUAUUGCAUUAUUUACCGAAGCGAUCGCGUUACCGGAUGUUUCAGCUGAUAAUCGUGCGAUUUUCUACUCGAACAUAUCUGCUAGUCGUUUAGCAUUGCAUGAACAAAAGUCCGACAGCUCAAACAAGUCGGAAACGAAUGAUUUAACAGAUGAACGAUAUCGAGCUUUACAAGAAGCCAAAGAAGCUCGAAAGCUUUCGCCAAUAUGGUGGAAAGGGCAUUUUCGUGUUGGAAAAGCACACGCAGCUCUGAACGCCCACGAAAAAGCCAUUACUUCGUACGAACGCGCAUUAGCUCUUGAUCCAACAAACAGUCAAAUACAAAAUGCUUUAGCUGGAAGUCGACAGACAGUUUAUCGACAAUUACGAGAGGAACAUCUAGACCCAAGACUACAGCCGAAAACCAUGGUUGAACAGUUAAAUGAAAUACAAGAAAAAUUCGGUGGCGAUCCUCAGCAAGUGCGAUUAGGGCACGCUUUCAGUGAAAAGUAUGAUCAAGCGAUGGCGGACGUCGUCAGAGGACAUAAAUAUGAACACGGGGAUAUUGGCAUUAAACAAGAUUAUCAGCAAGCUGCCAAGUACUUUGCUAGAGCAGCAGAACAGGGAAAUGCUGAGGGAAUGUAUAACAUAGCUCGAUUGACUGAGCGUGGUUUAGGAGUGAAAGAAGAUCACGAUGUAGCUCUGAAAUGGUAUAAACAAGCAGCCACACAACCGCCGAAGCAUCCCAUAUACAAAGUUAUCCCAAAUCUCGGUGUAGUUGAAUCUGAGCAUGCUUUGGGACUCAAAUAUGCUGAUGGCGUUGGUGUUCAUAAAGAUCUAGCUAUUGCUGCGUACUGGUAUCAGCGUGCCGUAGAGCAUGGCAGCGCUCGAUCAGCCAAUAACUUGGCAUUAAUGUAUCAGAAAGGUGUUGGUGUUGAGAGAGAUUUAAAGAAAGCCGAAGAAUUAUUGCAGUUCUCAUCGAGAGGAGGUGAUCCAAAUGCUAUGUUGACUUUAGCCGAAUUACUGGUAGACAAAGGUGAUUUAAAAAUGGCAAAGAUUUGGUAUGCUCGAGCAUGCGAAGCCGGCAAUAUUGUUGCUCAAGCAAAUCGUGAGGUAUUUGAGCGAUCUUUGGAUAGAGCAAUAGAAUUCAUGGAUCACACACCGCCUGACGUGCUAAACAGAGUUGCACAGAUCAAGCAUUUAAUUAACUCUGUGAAACCACAAGGAAGUGUAUUUAAAUUAUCUGACAAUAAGUAUCCCUAUAUUUAUCAAUAUGAUACAUUGAAUGAGUAUGCAAAUCGUGGUUCAAUAACAGCCAAGAUAUUGUGUAAUGCUAUUGAUCAUUUUGCAGAGGUGUUAAAUAUAGUUAUGGAUUUUGAAAUGUUAACAGAAGAACAAGAAAAUCAAGUUGUAUAUGAGCUUUCCAAAUGUUUUCGCCUUGAACAUAUUGUUGCACAAUAUCCAAACAUGCAAAUAAAGGAAAAAGUGAUUGCUAUUGUUGACAGUGUGCUUGGCCGUUGUAAUCCACAAAUAUAUGUUAAAUCUGAACUUGAUGAAGGUGCUCGGAUAUGCUAUGCCGUAUUACAUAUGGAUUCUCGUGAAUCAGUUCUUGCUUUUCUUCAAUGCUGUAAAGAGAAAUAUCCCGGAUCAGCUAUCUUUUUCGAAUUAAGUGCGAACGUGUACGGUUGGAUGAAUAAAUACGAAAAUGCUCUAUACGAAGCUAAUGANGUGCUUGGCCGUUGUAAUCCACAAAUAUAUAUUAAAUCUCAACUUGAUGAAGGUGCUCGGAUAUGCUAUGCCGUAUUACAUAUGGAUUCUCAUGAAUCAGUUCUUGCUUUUCUUCAAUGCUGUAAAGAGAAAUAUCCCGGAUCAGCUAUCUUUUUCGAAUUAAGUGCGAACGUGUACGGUUGGAUGAAUAAAUACGAAAAUGCUCUAUACGAAGCUAAUGAAGGUCUACGGAUAGAUCCUAAUAGUUACAAGCUUAUAUAUCCUAGAGCAGUUGCAUUACGUCUGCUGGGUGCUGAUAUGAACGAAGCGAUCGAAGCAUAUAAAGUUUUCCUGGCGAUCGCUCCUAAGGAUCAUCGAAAGGUGCCGGAGUCUUAUUAUGCAAUGGCUAGUUGUUAUUUUGAACGUAAUAUGUCGGACUUGUCACCAGGUAAGCUAAUCACUUUUUCAUCACUCGAUAAUUGUAUGAAUAAUAUGAACUUGCAAUCGGUCUGUUCCAAUCUUUGGUCAUCUCUGGAAUCUAUAGAUGAACGUCUAAAUGGAACUAUUAAAGAAACUAAAGAAAUUUAUGAAAAAGGUGAAGAAGCUGAAAGGUUACAACUACCGUGCUUCUUACCUUACCACUCCAAUACUAAAGUAUUGCUUAAAGCUGCAUUUGACGCAAAAAAUCUAUUGAAAACAAAUACGUCCACUGAUGUUGACCACAGAAUACGUCUCACAGAUCGACAUCGAGUGGCAGUUAUUACAGAGCAUCGUCAAUGGGAAUCUACGUCAUUACAACUCCAGAGUGAUCCAUAUGGCUUUUUGUCAUUCAGUUACCUACCACGAACGAAACAGACGGCAGCCCAAUCGUUAGUUGGUUUGAAAUCGAUAUCUCUGAGCGAAAUGAACCCAACGAAAGAUCAUGUCUAUGAAGGAUAUGUUCUUUCCGUGAGAAUCAUUGAAGAAGCAUAUACCUGGAUUCCAUCGAUACAUCUCGUCGUUGAAGAUGAAAACCUAGAUUGCGAACGAUUGUUUAUAUACGGUUUUCCAAAGGAAGAAGGCAGAUAUUUAACGAGAAACCUAUAUUCAAUAGGUAGUAAAAUACAUAUUAUAAAUCCUUAUUUGCGAUUAGCAGCAGGUGAUUGGAAACCAUUAGUUCGCGUUGAUGACCUUGCAUCAAUCGUCAUGGAGGAAGAAUCGGCACGAGUAGUAAACAUGUGUCGAUGUUGUGGGCAAGCAAACGCAUUGCAUGUUUGUAGUAGAUGCAAACAAGCACGUUAUUGCACCAAAGAAUGUCAAACAAUGGAUUGGCAACUAUACAAACAUAAAUUGAUAUGUAUGAAAUCUGACUAG
Adineta ricciae is the source of this 3861-nucleotide messenger RNA. NCBI's taxonomy places the organism in Eukaryota, Metazoa, Rotifera, Eurotatoria, Adinetida, Adinetidae. The record is from the annotation of a GenBank genome assembly.